Messenger RNA from Loxodonta africana (African savanna elephant), 7865 nucleotides. It is a transcript of the gene RPS6KA3, whose product is annotated as ribosomal protein S6 kinase A3. Gene Ontology annotation, biological process: intracellular signal transduction; peptidyl-serine phosphorylation. Gene Ontology annotation, molecular function: protein serine/threonine kinase activity; magnesium ion binding; ATP binding. The record is from RefSeq and is a predicted model, not a curated record. The transcript has 23 exons. Bases 141 to 2279 code for a protein of 712 amino acids. Lineage: Eukaryota; Metazoa; Chordata; Mammalia; Proboscidea; Elephantidae.
GAUUAUAUCUUUAUCCUUGAAAUUUAAAAACAUUUGCCAGGACAUAUCUUGGUGUUGAUGAUCUCACCUUCUCAGUCUCCAGUCUCAGGAUAAAUGAGGAGCUGAUUCUUAAUCCUGUCACAUUGAAUGGACAGCAAAUUAUGGAUGAACCUAUGGGAGAGGAGGAGAUUAAUCUACAAACUGAAGAAGGCAGCAUCAAAGAAAUUGCAAUCACGCAUCAUGUAAAGGAAGGACAUGAAAAGGCAGAUCCUUCUCAAUUUGAACUUUUGAAAGUAUUAGGGCAGGGAUCAUUUGGAAAGGUUUUUUUAGUUAAAAAAAUCUCAGGCUCUGAUGCUAGACAGCUUUAUGCCAUGAAAGUAUUGAAGAAGGCCACGUUGAAAGUUCGAGACCGUGUGCGGACAAAAAUGGAGCGUGAUAUCUUGGUAGAAGUUAACCAUCCUUUUAUUGUCAAGUUGCAUUAUGCUUUUCAAACUGAAGGGAAGCUGUAUCUUAUUUUGGAUUUUCUCAGGGGAGGAGAUUUGUUUACACGCUUAUCCAAAGAGGUGAUGUUCACAGAAGAAGAUGUCAAAUUCUACUUGGCUGAACUUGCACUUGCUUUAGACCAUCUACAUAGCCUGGGAAUAAUCUAUAGAGACUUGAAACCAGAAAACAUACUUCUUGAUGAAGAAGGUCACAUCAAGUUAACAGAUUUUGGCCUAAGUAAAGAGUCUAUUGACCAUGAAAAGAAGGCGUAUUCUUUUUGUGGAACUGUGGAAUAUAUGGCUCCAGAAGUAGUUAACCGUCGGGGCCAUACUCAGAGUGCCGAUUGGUGGUCUUUUGGUGUGCUGAUGUUUGAAAUGCUCACUGGUACACUACCUUUCCAAGGAAAAGAUCGAAAAGAAACAAUGACUAUGAUACUUAAGGCCAAACUUGGGAUGCCACAGUUUUUGAGUCCUGAAGCCCAGAGUCUUUUACGGAUGCUUUUCAAACGAAAUCCUGCUAACAGACUAGGCGCAGGACCAGAUGGAGUUGAAGAAAUUAAAAGACAUUCAUUUUUCUCAACGAUAGACUGGAAUAAAUUAUACAGAAGAGAAAUUCAUCCACCUUUUAAACCUGCAACUGGCAGACCUGAAGAUACAUUCUAUUUCGACCCUGAAUUUACUGCAAAAACUCCCAAAGACUCACCUGGCAUUCCCCCUAGUGCCAAUGCACAUCAGCUCUUCCGGGGAUUUAGUUUUGUUGCAAUCACUUCAGACGAUGAAAGCCAAGCAAUGCAGACAGUUGGUGUACAUUCAAUUGUUCAGCAGUUGCACAGGAACAGUAUUCAGUUUACUGAUGGAUAUGAAGUAAAAGAAGAUAUUGGAGUUGGCUCCUACUCUGUUUGCAAGAGAUGUAUACAUAAAGCCACAAACAUGGAGUUUGCAGUGAAGAUUAUUGAUAAAAGCAAGAGAGACCCAACAGAAGAAAUUGAAAUCCUUCUUCGUUAUGGACAGCAUCCAAACAUUAUUACUCUAAAGGAUGUAUAUGAUGACGGAAAAUACGUGUAUGUAGUAACAGAACUUAUGAAAGGGGGUGAAUUACUGGAUAAAAUUCUUAGACAGAAAUUUUUCUCUGAACGAGAGGCCAGUGCUGUCCUGUUUACUAUAACCAAAACUGUUGAAUAUCUUCACGCACAAGGGGUGGUUCACAGAGACUUGAAACCUAGCAACAUUCUUUAUGUGGAUGAAUCUGGUAAUCCAGAAUCUAUUCGAAUUUGUGAUUUUGGUUUUGCAAAACAGCUCAGAGCUGAAAACGGUCUUCUCAUGACUCCUUGUUAUACUGCAAAUUUUGUUGCACCGGAGGUUUUAAAACGACAAGGCUAUGAUGCUGCUUGUGAUAUAUGGAGCCUUGGUGUCCUCCUGUAUACAAUGCUUACCGGUUACACUCCAUUUGCAAAUGGCCCUGAUGAUACGCCAGAGGAAAUAUUGGCACGAAUAGGUAGUGGAAAAUUCUCCCUCAGUGGUGGUUACUGGAAUUCUGUUUCAGAUACAGCAAAGGACCUGGUGUCAAAGAUGCUUCAUGUAGAUCCUCAUCAGAGGCUGACUGCUGCCCUCGUGCUCAGACAUCCCUGGAUCGUCCACUGGGACCAACUGCCGCAGUAUCAACUCAACAGACAGGACGCACCCCACCUAGUAAAGGGUGCCAUGGCAGCUACAUACUCUGCUUUAAACCGUAACCAGUCACCAGUUUUGGAACCAGUAGGCCGCUCUACUCUUGCUCAGCGGAGAGGUAUUAAAAAAAUCACCUCAACAGCUCUGUGAAGUGACCUCAUUGAGUUAUUUGGUACCAUGGUGUAAGCUGAUAGCACAAGUUCUGGCGACAGGUAGCACAUAUCUGAGAGACACCUGCAAGCACACACUGUCCCAGCUGGUACCCAUAAUGCUGCUGCUCCUGCUGCUGCUCCUGCUUUCGUCUCUUCUCGCUUUAAAUGAUCGUUAGCAAGUUAGAUUUUCCUGGAGCUUCGGAUGGAAUGAAAAUGGAAACAUGGCGGAGAUAUAUUCACUGAAUCAACAAGAAGAAAAAUGAACAUAUGAAUACCACCUAAAAAUACACUGAAUAAAGCACUCUACACCAUAUAGCAUUAUUUUUAUAGGAAAUAUUUCAUGUCCCUUAAAUAUUCUUUGUUAGUUAUAGGGAUGGACAGUUUAUGUUAAGCACUUAGCUUAAACGAUCUGUUUAUAUUAGCACUGUAUCCUUUGUGCCAUCCAACAUUUUGUAUGUUUUUGUAAACAGUUCAUAUACAGUACAUUUCUGUACUGCUUUCUUUAAUGUAUACAUGCCUUGUUUAACUUGGAAUCUAUUAUUAUUAAUCAAUUGACUAUUAAACCUGGUUAAAUAGUUCACCUGGAUUAACAGUAUUGUUGGACAGCCAUAAAAGUGGCCAGAUUGUGGAACAGCUGUUGAAUGUAAUACUUUGAAAAUGUACAUAUCUUUCCCCAUGUCUGUUUCACUGGUUUGUGUGUGUGUGUGUUUCUUAAAGUCAGGUGCUCUGUCAGACUAACCUAGAGAGCUAUAGGGGAAGGAAAGUUAUCGUGUGUGUGUGGCAUGAUGUCAAGUGUACACCUAUGAAGUUAGUGCAUAUACUUUGCAUCUCCUUAGGCUUUUUUCCUUAAUUAAAGGAAAUAGUCCUUUCACUUUUAAUGUUAAGUAUAUCCCUACUUAGUAUUUGGCAUACAAUUUGAAAUUUUGCCAAUAUAGAUCAGGGGGCUUUAAGAGUCAUGGUGAAGAGAUUGCAAUGAAGAAUUUAGCAGCAGGUAAUUGAGGUGCCAUUGAAUAUUUCAUGUUCAAAUAAAAAAAAAAGAUAUUCUAUAUUAAACAUUAAUUUGAACGUAAUAAAUGCCACACGCCUCUAUUAAAUUGGAUUUAAACUUCAUUAUUCUAGGGAAUAAAACAUUCUUGAUCAAACAGUAUCUGUUCUAACCUGAAAUCAUAGCUAAGGUAGGCUAAGUGAACGUUCAUCGCUGAGUGCUUUCUGUAAUCCUUCCUGAUGUCUUACAGCCAUAUGAUGCUGCUUCUGACUUGAGAAUUAUCAGUUUUCAUUAUGGUCCCUUAGUCUGCUUAGAUGACAGUACUCAUUAUCUACAUAUAAGUUGGUGGUUGCCACAACGUUAUUUGAUGAAAACCCUGUACCUGUUAUUACCUGUAUCUUUGCCAAGCUGCCUAGCACGUAUACAUCAGUAUGUCAUGUGAAAGACAUAUGAGUAAGGAAAGAUGGAUUUCACUUAACCUCAUCAAGAAUGUGCCCAAAAGGAUCUUUUCUUAGUCAGCUACUUAAACCAUUUACAUCUGACACCUUUUUGUCCUACCAGAAGCUUUAAGUCAUCCCACAGGAGUACAAAGCCAAAAGGGGGUGGUUUAUCUAAAUGUCUUGGAAGCCACUUGGCAUCCCUGAAUUUCUCCUGUAUACGAUUAAAGAGAAAAGACAAAUCGAUAACGCUCCUUUUGCCCAAGUGACACAAAAGAAUUAUUGCAGAGAAAUCAGAUGUAAGUUUGUCUUCUAGAUUAAAAAUGUAUAGAAAGAUGGCUCUCAGAAGAUCUAGAUAACAUUUUUUAAAGUUCUUGAGUAUAUGGAUGCUAACUAUUAAAGCUGCUUUCCAUUGUCUGGAAAGAAAGCUCCCCCCGUCCCCUUCGUUCAGUGUCUCAAACCAUGGUCAUCCCAAAUUGUCAUGUUCAAAAUGUGAACACACCUCUGGACAGAAAAACAAGAUAGAUUCUCAGAUAUUUAGUGCCACUGAUGCUACUGCAAAAGUGCUUGGAUGUACGGUCCAUCACAGUCUUUUAAAACUAGGGGUAAAUGUAGUAAACCAAACCAAAACCGGUUGCCACCUAGUCAAUUCUGACUCGUAGCGACCCUAUAGGAUAGAGUAGACCCGCCCCAGUAGACCGCUGAGCUCUUAAUCACUGUGCCACCAGGGCCGUGGUAAACGUACUAAUCCUUAUAAGUUACCUGGUCCAGGGUUCUCAUUGCACGUAAAGAACCUGAGACCCGUUAACUUCUCCCCAUUCAUUUUUUGUUUCUCUUAACACAGUUCCGCCCUCCCUUCAUAUUACCACCUGACCAGUAGCUUGAGUUCAAAACUACAUGUUUCUUGGGGUAAUCCUGUACUGCUAAAAUAAUCCCAAGUUUAUUGUUUCAAAGAUACUGCCUACUUCACAUAGUCAAGCUCUCAGUUUUAUUGGACAAAACAAUUUUUAUAGUCACAAAACUAAAGGCUUGCUGCCUAAAAAGCAGUUGAUGGACAUAAUAUAUUUCAUCUGUGGUUCAUGUGUUCCUAUUGCUUUUGGCUUACAGUGGAUCAGACUCAGCCAACAAUAUGCUCCAAAUGUAGUGCUUGUUAUGGGUUAACCUUUCCAUUUAUCUCUCAAAGGUCAAUCCUUCCAGGCCAAUAUAGUUGUGGUAUUGAGGCCCUUGCAGACUUCAUCCCUUCAUCAGUUGGUGCUGUCCUUACUACUGGGGCUUCUCCCAGGAGGUUUCAGUGCUAUCUUAAAGAUCUUUCACUGUGAAAGAAAGAAGUAAACUACCAGGCCUCUUUUACAAGCUUACUCUUAGCUUAAAAUCCAAAAUGAUAGAUUGCACUUAACAUUGGCCAAGGCACAUACUGAAAUUUACUAAUUACACUACCCUUAGUCUCUUCUCUUUCAAGUGACGAUGCUAAAUUAAGGUAAGUGUUGGGGGGUUUUCAUAUAAAUCAUUUCAGCUCCUUUGUUUUAUAGUGGUGUCUUCUAAGUACAAUAGACUUUUGACUUUUAACAGAUUUGACGUGGACUUAUUUAUUCACAAGCAGAUGCAAAAGUCCAAAGAUAAUUUUGAGAAGGCACAAAAUACUGAGAUGCUGUGAGGCUGACAUGUGGGAAAAGACACUUAGUGAGUAUAUGGAGAGGGUGUGGUGUGUGUGCAGCAGACAUUUCACAUGCAGUGCACUCCAAAGAGUGGGGUUGGGUCAACCAUUUCCUAUCUAUGUGUAAGAAACGGCAACUCUUGGUGCCAAGGGGCAUCAUGGGAAGUGGAGUUGACUAGUUAGCUAUGUCCUGCACCUUCAACCCAAGAAAGACUUGAACCGGGAGGGGAAUGUUGGUGGUGCAAAGGCUUCAAGAGAAGGCACGGUGGAUUGAGUAGGAAAGGGGCUGGGGUAGACUCAGCUUGGGAUGAGAGCAGAAAAAGAAUUCAAGAUUUAGGGUCCUUGGUACAGACGUGCUUAAUCACCAUGGAGGCCAACAAAACUCAGCAUGGCUUUGAUAUUGUGUACUUCCCGGCUUUCUUAAAAUCAUGACCUAAGGCGUUCAGCUGGCUUCACUUUAUAGAGAACGUCCUAGCUGAUGGGAUGACAUUGAGCAUUUGAGAUUUAUGAAGAUCUUGGGACAGGUGCCUCAGGAAUGUAAAGGGUCAGAAAAGAUCUAUUUUAUGUGGUUAACAAAUACAAUAGGUUUCAUGGCUGACCCUUGGUGCUUAAACCAGGAGGUUGCAAUCCAGUCCUAGAGUUCUGUCCCUCUGAAAGAUCCAACUCCAUGUGACUAACCUUAAGCUGGAUGUAUACUUUGAGCCUUAUUUAAUUCACAGAUACUAAGUUGACUUAACUCUGUGUUUAUUUCCAUUAAGGAAAAUAGUCCUCUUUAUCUCCAGAAAACUUAAAUUUGCUGGUCUCCCCAGAGUGACCAUUGGCGGAGACCAAUUAAUGAAUGAAAUAGCUCUCUUGGAACUGUGAUAUUCUGCAGAGCCACACUUAACCACUUUUUCCAGUGAAGAGUCUACAUAAUAAUACCUGAAUAAGGAUGGCCAAGAAGAAUUUGUAUCUACCGUGUUUUAUGUAUUUUUGACACUGAUGUAUUCUGUGUGAUCUAGUGAGUUGUAACUGGUUCCAAUGCGACCGAGUGUUCUCAAAGAAUUCUACAAAUUAAGUCUACUUAAUUUUCUUAAGCCUGAUAUUCCUAUCAGCCUCACAUUUACCACUUUGAUUCCAGUCUUUUAACUGUUCAUAACAGGGCAUACAAAGGGUCAGGAUGAGAGCCUACCUCCUACCUCUCAAGGCACUUUCCUCAUUAUUUUGCUAUAUAACCUUGAAGUGCAUGAUAAGCUGUUUCAAUUUCCCUGACUUCUCCCAGAGCAACUAGCAAAGUAUGUGACAUUGAACAGAGAUUAGUGGAACGGAGACUUAAGUUCAGAGGUGUGAACCUCCAGAAAACAUCUUUAGAGCACAUACCAUUUGAGUGCAGUCUAUGUAAAUGUAUAUGAGAAGAGAGUCUACUAGCCCUCUGUAAGUAGAUUAGCUCAAUAUCUUAUGGAAGUGAAGAUCUUUACUCCGAUUAUCACUAUAUACUUCUGAUUGAACCAUAUACUGAGUUUUUCAAACUGAAGUAUUAAAAAUAGAAGUUUUAAAUGCAAAACAAGGGCAUAAGGAUAAAGAAUUUGGUUUGUGUUUAAGUGUAGUUUAACCAUCUAAAGCUUUACUUUUUAAAUAAAAAAUUUUAAAAGCUUCAAGGUAUUGUCAUUCCUUAGCAUCCUUAAUGACUGUGGGUGAUAAGUCUUUACUUUUAAGAUUAUGUGCAUUAAAUUAGGUUGGUCUUAACUCUUACCCUAAACUAAAGGGAAGUGUACACCUGAAGGACGAGAUUAUUUUGCAUUUUUGGUCAUGGGUGGGAAUGGGGUGGGUAUCUACUUAAACAGUUUUUAAAAAAGAAAAAUAAUCACAAAUAUUUUUCUACUAUUAUAUAUGACCUUAUGUAUAUAUUAUAUAUGACCUUACUUCGUACUAGUUUCUCUCUAGUAAGGCACGCCAGAAGCCUAAGGUACCAUAUCAUGAGUUCAUAUGUAUUGUACCAUUUAUUGAUGGUGAAAUCGCAUCAGAUGCUUGGCACAGCUGCCAUAAUUAUGAAAUGCUUGUAAAGGAUCAAAUAUCACUGAAUAAAUUGUUUUAAGAGUCUAAUCUGGGAAGUUUUCGAAUCAUACUAUAAAUGUGAUACUAUAAAUGUAUAAUCUAACCUCUUUCCGAUUUAUCCAUGAACCAUCCUGGAACAAUAUUGCUUGUACUCCUGUCUUAGAACAGGUUUUGUAAUCUUUAAAAGAAAUGAAAAUUUAUAUAAUAAAGUUUCAAAUAAAUGCAUGUAUGUCCCUUUUAUCAGAUUAUUUCAAUAUGAUGGUUAAAUACCUUAUAUCAAAUUUUCUACUCCCAAAGUAUAAGCUUAUGAAAUUGGACUAAUAGAACUGAAAACAGGAAUGUUUCUGAGUCAAGUGCAAUAAAAUUUUCUAGGCAUAGUAUUGAUUAGCUCAAGGAUUUGUCAAAUCAGAUUCACAUAAAUCAUAGACCUUUACCUACAACUAAAUUUGAUUAAGGAUUCAAAGCAUACGGGCA